Messenger RNA from Oncorhynchus gorbuscha (pink salmon), 3264 nucleotides. RefSeq names its product mucin-5AC-like. NCBI's taxonomy places the organism in Eukaryota, Metazoa, Chordata, Actinopteri, Salmoniformes, Salmonidae. The transcript has 10 exons. The record is from RefSeq and is a predicted model, not a curated record. The coding region runs from base 1 to 3264 and encodes 1087 amino acids.
AUGAACGGAAGCACCUACGACAACCACGACAAAAUCUCCUUCGACAACUACAGCUCCUACGACAACAACAGUAGCUCCUACAACGCCAAUAACAACUGCAGGUCCUACUACCAAUUUAACUCCUACGACAAGCACAAAUGUAGCUCCUACAGCAAGCACAACAGCAGCUGCUACGACAAUCACUGCAGCUUCAAUGACAUCUACAACAAGCCCCACAAUACCCCCUACAGCAACAACUGCAGCAACUACAACAGCAAUCAUAGCUGCAGGUCCUACUACCAUUUUAACCGCGACAACAACCACAAAUUCAGCUCCUACAGAAAUCACAACUGUAGCUCCUACAACCCCCGCAAUGUCAGCUUCUACUAUAACAACUGUAGCUCCUACGAUAACUACAACUGCAGCAGCUCCUACAACAACAACUCUACUACAACAACCACAACAGCAGCUCCUACAACACCAACUGUAGCUGCUUCCACAACCAGUACCACAGCCCCUACUGCAACCAGAACUGAAGAAGCUUCUACAAAAACCACAACAUCAUCCCCUACGACAACUGCAGCUUCUACUACAACAGGAACUCCUAUAACCACUACAACUGCAGCAGCUCCUAUAACAACGACUGUAGCUGCUUCCAAAAGCACCCUUGCACUCAAUACUGCAACAACAACUGCAGCACCUACAACAACUUUAGCUAGUAUAACAAGCAUAACAGCAGCUCCAACGACAACCACUGCUGCAGCUACAAAUACAAAAAAUGUUGCUCCUACGACAAUAACUGUAGAUCCUGAUACAACUACUAGUGCUGAAGCUACUAUGAAAACCACAACAGCAGCUCCAACAACACCUGUACCUGCUUCCACAACCACUACUGCAACCACAACUGAAGCUUCUUCUUCAACAUCUGUAGCACCUACGACAACCACAACCACGUCCCCUUCGACAACUGUAGCUCCUACAACGCCAAUCACAACUGCAGGUCCUACUACCACUUUAACCCCUAUGACAAGCACAAAUGUAGCUCCUACAGUAACCACAACAGCAGCGAGUACAACAACUGUAACUCCUAUGACCACUACAACAACUACAACAGCAACAGCAAUCAUAACUGCAGGUCCUACUACCAGUUUAAAUCCUACAACAACCACAACUGUAGCUCCUAUGACCACAACAACUGCAGGAGCUCCUACAACAACUGUAGCUGCUUCCACAACCACUACAACAUCCCCUACUGCAACCAGAACUGAAGAAGCUUCUACAAAAACCACAACAUCAUCCCCUACGACAACUGCAGCUUCUACUACAACAGGAGCUCCUAUAACCACUACAACUGCAGCAGCUCCUAUAACAACGACUGUAGCUGCUUCCAAAAUCACCCUUGCACUCAAUACUGCAACAACAACUGCAGCACCUACAACUUUAGCUAGUAUAACAAGCAUAACAGCAGCUCCAACGACAACCACUGCUGCAGCUACAAAUACAAAAAAUGUUGCUCCUACGACAAUAACUGUAGAUCCUGAUACAACUACUAGUGCUGAAGCUACUAUGAAAACCACAACAGCAGCUCCAACAACACCUGUACCUGCUUCCACAACCACUACUGCAACCACAACUGAAGCUUCUUCUUCAACAUCUGUAGCACCUACGACAACCACAACCACGUCCCCUUCGACAACUGUAGCUCCUACAACGCCAAUCACAACUGCAGGUCCUACUACCACUUUAACCCCUAUGACAAGCACAAAUGUAGCUCCUACAGUAACCACAACAGCAGCGAGUACAACAACUGUAACUCCUAUGACCACUACAACAACUACAACAGCAACAGCAAUCAUAACUGCAGGUCCUACUACCAGUUUAAAUCCUACAACAACCACAACUGUAGCUCCUAUGACCACAACAACUGCAGGAGCUCCUACAACAACUGUAGCUGCUUCCACAACCACUACAACAUCCCCUACGACAACUGCAGCUCCUACAACUCCAGCAACAACAGCUUCUACUAUAACAACUGGAGCUCCUACGACCACAACAACUAACCACUACAGCAGCCCCUACUGCAACAACAACUGCAGCUCCUUCAACAACAACUUUAGGUACUUUCACAAGCACAACAGCAGCUGCUACGAAAAUCACUGCAGCUUCAAAGACAUCUACAACAAGCCCCAAAAUACCCCCUACAGCAACAACUGCAGGUUCUACUACAACAACAUCCCCUACGACAACUGCAGCUCCUACUAUAGCUCCUAUGAACACUACAACUGCAGCAACUACAACAGCAAUCAUAGCUGCAGGUCCUACUACCAUUUUAACCGCGACAACAACCAAAAAUUCAGCUCCUACAGAAAUCACAACUCUCCUACGAUAACUACAACUGCAGCAGCUCCUACAACAACUGUAGCUGCUUCCACAACCACUACUGCAGCCCCUACUGCAACAACAACUGCAGCUCCUUCAACAACAACUUUAGAAAUCACAACUGUAGCUCCUACAACCCCCGCAAUAUCAGCUUCUACUAUAACAACUGUAGCUCCUACGAUAACUACAACUGCAGCAGCUCCUACAACAACAACUAACCACUACUGCAGCCCCUACUGCAACAACAACUGCAGCUCCUUCAACAACAACUUUAGGUACUUUCGCCAGCACAACAGCAGCUGCUACGACAAUCACUGCAGCUUCAAUGACAUCUACAACAAGCCCCACAAUACCCCCUACAGCAACAACUGCAGCUCCUACGAAAACAACAGUAGCUCCUACAACGCCAAACCCAACUGCAGGUCCUACUACCAAUUUAACUCCUACGACAAACAGAACUGUAGCUCCUACAGCAACCACAACAGCAGCUACUUCUACUAUAACAACAGGAGCUCCUACGAUAACUACAACUGCAGCAGCUCCUACAACAACAACUGUAGCUGCUUCCACAUCCACUACUACAGCCCCUACUGCAAUAACAAGUGCAGCUCUUACUACAACAAGCACACCAACGGCUCAUUCGACAACCACUGCAGCUCCUACUACCAUCACAACAACUGCAACUCCUACAACAACUACAACUGCAGCUACAACAAAUGUUUUACUUAUGACACUCACAACUGUAGCUCCUACUACCACAACUGUAGCUCCUGCUGCGGAUGUUAUGAUAACAACUGUACCUACAACCACUACAUCUGCAGCACCUACUAUGAUAACCACAGCUACAAAUACAAAAAAUGUAGCUCCUUUGACAACCAGAACUGCAGCUCCAUCUACAGUAACUAA